ACCAACUCUCCGUCCUGUCUCGCUCUCGCUGGCUCGCUCGCUCUCUCUCUCUCUCUCUCUCUCUCUCGCUCCUUUUUCUAGGGUUUGCAGUGUUUCUCUUCUGGAUUAGGGUUUUUGGUAGGGAAAGAGAACCAUGGAGGCCGAUUCGUGGACCCGAUUCUCAGCGAAGCAUCAACAAUCCGCCGUUUUGCAAUCCCGACAUGAUCUGUACCUGGGGCUUGACGAGAUCGAUGGUGGUGGUGACGAUGGGGCGGAGUUCCCUUGCCCCUUUUGCAGCGAGGAUUUCGACAUCGUGGGUCUCUGCUGCCAUAUUGAUGAGGAACAUCCGGUGGAGGCCAAUACUGGGGAUUGCCCACUUUGCAUGACUAGGGUUGGUAUGGAUUUGGUUGGGCACAUAACAAUGCAGCAUAGGAGUGUCUUUAAGAGUCAACAAAGGAGGAGAAUCCGAAAAGGUUCAUCAGGGUCUCAUUCUGCAAUUCCUUUUUUGAGAAAGGAAAUUCGACAAGGAAAUCUACAGCCCCUUUUUGGGGGAUCUUCUUUUGCAGCUUCCUCUAAUGCGGCACCUAAUCCAUUGUUGUUGUCAUUUAUUCUCAAUGUUCCUGUUGCUGAUUCAACAAAAGAUCUACAAAUUGAGUCUUCAGAUGAAGGAACUGUGAUGGAUGAGGGCUCAGUUGAAAAAGUUGUAGAAAGUGCGGAACCAUCUCUCUCUGACAAGGAUCAGCAGGAGCGAGCUUUUAGGAGUAACUUUGUGCAGGAGCUCGUACUUUCAACAAUAUUUGAGGACAUAUUAUGACUUGGUGCUUUUGAUUUAUGUCGAUGGCAGCAGCAGGAACAUUGUGACAGGCCUGGAGGCAGCAUUCAUGUGGCUUUACUAUUGCAUGGUCCACAUGCUCGUAUUAGACAGGGAUCUGAUUUAUAAAGGCUGUAUGUUAGAUGUGUUGUUGUUGUGUGUAAUAGCAUCAAAUGUAUUGUGUGUGUAAAACCUAAUGUAUGCAAAGAUGCAGAAACUCUUAUAACAAGGCUUAUUUGAAAUACAUGAACUUCUUAUAGCAGGAA
Molecule: messenger RNA, 1056 nt
Organism: Dioscorea cayenensis subsp. rotundata (Guinea yam)
Lineage: Eukaryota; Viridiplantae; Streptophyta; Magnoliopsida; Dioscoreales; Dioscoreaceae
Product: protein DEHYDRATION-INDUCED 19 homolog 2-like
Exons: 5
Coding region: 134-793 (219 amino acids)
Source: RefSeq, a predicted model, not a curated record